This is a messenger RNA of Eimeria tenella, 1347 nucleotides long. RefSeq names its product zinc finger (C3HC4 RING finger) protein, putative. Gene Ontology annotation, molecular function: ubiquitin protein ligase activity. Gene Ontology annotation, cellular component: cytoplasm. Lineage: Eukaryota; Apicomplexa; Conoidasida; Eucoccidiorida; Eimeriidae. The record is from RefSeq and is a predicted model, not a curated record. The transcript is spliced from 10 exons. Gene Ontology annotation, biological process: protein ubiquitination. The coding region runs from base 1 to 1347 and encodes 448 amino acids.
AUGGGUCUGGCGCACAGCCGCACCAGCCGGCAGGGGUCCUUCUCCAUCCGUCCUCAACAAGUCGUCUCCCUCGCAAGGGGGGGGCCGACGGGCGGCAUGACAGGGCCAGAGUCGCAGCAGCCGCCUUUGCCUCAGCUGUCUGUACAGAAGACAUUUAUUGUCCGAAAUCCGGUUAACCUUAUCAAGUCCUCGCUUGCAGCAAGUAUUCAAGACAGCCGCGUCUGCGUCUCCUUCCGCUUCGACAGUUUGUGUCCUCUCGAUGUUUCUCUUUUCUUUUUUCCCAGGCAGCCAGACCCACAGUAUUCCAAUGAGCCCCCUUGUAUGUUUGCUUCGCCACCAAGAAGGUUCGGCGCAGGGCUGCAGCAGCUAUUCGAAGCUGCUCCACAAGAGUCGCCGUUGGCUUCGGACUGCCUUGAAUCCCUGAGGGCAAAAGGGCCGGCGCAGCAGCAAGGAGAAGACUGCGACUUGCUGAUACGCCUGCGAGCUGUUUCUACAGAGGAAACAGCUGAAGCAGCAGCUGCUGCCCCAGCAGCAGCAGCAGCAGCGACAGAGGAAGGACUCAGAGCAACAGCAGUAGCAGCAGCAGCAGCAGAAGGGGUCCGGCAGCAGCUGACCAGUGUGGCUUUUGUCUUGCAAGAGUCACCCCACAGCAGCACAAGUCCUAAAUCGCAGCAGCAAGGGCCAGACGAGACUGAAUCGCCCAGUCGCAGCAGCAGUAUAACUGCAGCAGCAGCAGCAGCAGCAGCAGUUGCUGCAGCCCAUGACCCUGUGGCCACUAUGUGGCGCCUCUGUGUCCUCAAGCAAAGAGUGGAACUGGGAUCGCGUUCCUUUGAGGUCCAAGAGAUAUUUGGUAUAGAUGGCGGCCCAGGGUUUGGCCGUCGGCGCCAGGCCACCACAGAGCUCACUAACGGAGCAGCAGCAGCAGCAGGAGACGCAGCAGCAACUGCUGCUCCUACGCGUUUAAGUUCAGGGGAGGAGAAUCUUUCUGGGAGGGAGUGCGUGAUCUGUUUGGCGGAGGAAAGGACAACAGCAGUUUUGCCGUGUCGCCACAUGUGCCUCUGCAGCGAGUCGUGCGGUCGUUGCUGCAGAUAUCAGUGGGCGAUGGAGAAGCCCCACUUCACCCUCCCUAGAGGAGCAGCAGCAACAGCAAGUGAAGCUGUUAUGGCUUUUGCUGCUGCUGCUCUUGCUGCCGCUGAAGUUGCUGCUGCAGUUGCUGCAGCAGCAACUGCAGCAGCGGUCGCCGCAGCAAGUGCUGCCGCCGCUCGUGCUCCUACAGCACAGCACCAUCUACGCGUUUCAAUGGCUAAGCAGCAGCAGCAGCUGCUGCUGCAGCUGCCGCUGCUGUAG